AUGAAUCAAUUUUGUCAAAUCAAAAAUAAUAAUAACAGUUACUUCGUACAUCAUAUGAGAAAAGCAAAGCCUUGCGUGUCUUUGAACAAUACCAGCAUGAGAUGGAAGCGAUCGAUCGAAGAUGAUAAUUUGGAAGUCUUACAAAAUCUCUCCGUGGCAAUUGUAAGAAAGCAAUUUUAUCAGAAGCUUCGGGUGAAUAUUUUCUCAAGAGUAUCUAUGACUGAAAUUACUACUAGAGAGUCUUUGAUAUGUUUCCCAUGGUUUGUUCCAUAUUUAAUGUUUAAUCUAUCGAUAAGGGAUGAGAUGUCAACCACCCACAACUCACAAAGUUCAACAGUCAUUGAAGGUGGAAUAAUUUCUUAG
This is a messenger RNA of Clunio marinus, 363 nucleotides long. The record is from the annotation of a GenBank genome assembly. Lineage: Eukaryota; Metazoa; Arthropoda; Insecta; Diptera; Chironomidae.